Messenger RNA from Symbiodinium sp. CCMP2592, 1500 nucleotides. Lineage: Eukaryota; Dinophyceae; Suessiales; Symbiodiniaceae. The record is from the annotation of a GenBank genome assembly.
AUGUCCCAAAAUCACCUGAACAUGGAUGUCCCCUCGGAUGUUCCGGCUGACGAGCGCAUUGGGGGAGGGGCCUUGGCUGGCAAAGUAAACUCGCUACCGUCGAUGGCUAGUACGCAGCAGUCACGGCCCGACCCCAAGGAACCCCGGAGUCGGGUGUCACGGAACAGCCAAAAAGAGAUGAUUCUUCAGAAGACCGUGAAGCGCCUGGAAUCCGAGUACCGUGUCUUGCAGCUCUUUCCGGAGGCAGCAGACGACGCAAAGAAGGACUGGGUGCAAAAGUGGGUUGUUUCCAAGCCGUUUAGAUACGUGGUCGCCGGGGUGAUCCUUGUGAACGUGGCUUUGAUUUCGGUGGUGGAAAGUGCUUGGGAGUGGGACCAAAUUGCUGAUGUGACCUACAUGAUCGAGCGGAUUGCCCUCGCAUUCUACCUGGCAGAGUGGACCAUUCGCGCGUGGUGCUGCCAGCUCAAAUCUGAUACGUGGUGGAUGCUGCUGGAUCUGGUUCUGAUAUUGGUUGGUGUCGUCGCGCUGAUACCCAAUCAGUUCUGUGUCUCCGAGAGCUCAUGUACGGCGUUUCAGCGAUGUUUGCUGCUAGUGCGUCUGUUUCGCCUGUUGAAGCUUGUGCGAGUUUCGAAAGAAUGGCGCCGUUUCAAACCCAUGUGGGUUCUCCUUGAUGGGAUGAUACUUGCCUUCCCUACCCUAGCCGCGGCGGCUGUCUUCGUUGCGAUCAUCUUGGCCAUGUUCGCUGGCUUGGUGAACACCGUGCUCAUCAACGACGCAGACCUGUUGGCAGAUCCCGACCUGGGCCCCUUGGUACGAAAUAAUUUUGAAACGUUCCCAAAGGCGAUGCUUUCACUAGUCCAGUUCCUUUCUGGCGACAAUCUUUCGGAGCUGUACUUUCCGCUUGUGUUGGCCAAGCCUGCGCUGGGAUUAAUUUUCUUACCCAUCUUGAUCAUGAUCACACUUGGGCUCGUGAGCUUACUGCCCGCCAUACUAGUUGCGGACAGCGGUCUCGAAAAAGAGCGAAAACAGUUCGAAGAGCACGAGAGUUUCACGAAGCUCACCGCGAAGCUCGAGGAGGUGUUUCUUGAGGAGGGAUUUCUUCAAGUCGACCGUGACAGGAUCGAAAUGGCCAGCCGUCAGCACGAGGGUUUCAGCACCUUCAACUUUCCAGAUCUGUUUGACCUUUUGGCCAGCAAGCUGUGUCUUCAUGAGAAGGACCCAUCGCUGAGCGUGGAGGAGUUCGUCAGUGCAGUGACCGACAUCUACGUGUUCCAAUUGCCCGUGGCCACAGUGGAGAUGAAGGCGCAAUUGCGCCGACUCACCCGGUGGGUCGCCCCAAGCGUGAACCGAGUGGAGGCCGAUUUGGGGAGCAUGCAAGACCAGCUUCAGCACUCACAACGUGAUAUCCAGUAUCUCAAGAAAACGAUGGAAAACAUGGACAAGAAGCUCGACCGCCUCUUGAGUCAUUUUCCCGUAGAUGAUGUGACAAUGUCGUUUUGA